Molecule: messenger RNA, 2769 nt
Organism: Castor canadensis (American beaver)
Lineage: Eukaryota; Metazoa; Chordata; Mammalia; Rodentia; Castoridae
Product: taste receptor cell protein 1
Source: RefSeq, a predicted model, not a curated record
AUGGACAAGCAAUGGUUUCCAACUGCUGGGAUUCUCCUGGCUGCUUCCUUGGUGCUCUCUGCUUCGGUUCUACCCCUGCCUUCCGCUCAGCAAGGCAGCAGCAAGAAGCCAUCACUACCACCUGGCAUCCUGAGAGGGACCAUCGGUGGCGUCCUUUCCUUGGAUGCAGCUAGAGGCCAGGAGGCUCCUGAAGCUGUGCUUUUGAAGUCCCCCUUACAGUCUGCCCCCUUGGGAAGUACUGGGGCCUCGGGCAGGGCCACAACUGCCCCAUCCUCCUCAGUGCUGACCAAGUCUAUGACCCCCAGACCCCCUGAGCUUCAGCCAGAGUCCCCUGUGGCUGGCCCUGCAGAGGCAGCCUUGGCCCCUGGAUCUCUGGAGAUGGCAGCCAUAUUACUAUCAUCGGCUUCUCCUGUGCGUGGAUCUGGGCAGAAGUGUAGCAAGUCCUCUGGGUUGUGUGUGACAGUCCCUGCUCCUGCCUCUGCAACCCUGAAAACUGUCACUCCUAGGCAAACAUGGCAGCCAGCUGGAGCCCCCUUUGCCCCCACCUCUCUUGCGUCCAUGUCUGGACCUGCCCACUGGUUAUGGUAUGUCUUGGGCAGGCACCCCUCCAAUGCUAGCACCUCCGUAUGGUUUGCAAUGAGGCCUGGCCACUUUAGGCCAGAGACCUCCACACCUCUGACAUUAGCUCCAAGGAGCCUUGGGAGCCCAGACCGACUUCCGUUUGCAUCCACAGCUAACAUACCCACAGUCACAGAGCCCCUGCCCUCUGAAGCUCCAGGGACAUCAUGGUUGGACAGGACCUCUGGGGCCCUCAUAGUAGACUCAAGGUCAUCCACAGAUGCUGACACUUCCAGCCCAGGCCCAGGGCCCAGUGGUGCCACUGUGUUGUUGUUGCCCUCAGCAAAGCCACCGCCACAGCUGUCCUCAACCUUCUCCUCCCCACAUCCCCCACCACCCAUAUCUUUGUCAUUGUCACUUUCCCCACCACCACCAAUAUCACCAUCCCCAGGACUAACCCCAAAUUCCUCUGUCACUCCUGGAGCCAGGGGCCCUCUUAGUCCUGCUAUGUCUGCCUUUGCACCCUCAACCGAAGACUUGCCCCUCAACACCUCCAGCUUUGCCCCUGCUCUGCCACUCCUGAUGGUCCCACAGCCAGCCACUCUUCAGGGGAUGGCCCAGCCUGUCCCUGCCAGCCCAGCCCACACAGCCAUCCUCUCCCUCCAACACUCCUCCAGCCUUCCCUUGUCCCCACCUAGUUUUGGCUCCCCCAGGGUCCCUAGGAGUUCUGACCCUACCCAGUCAUCUGCCCUGCCUUACCCUGGCCAGGACAUCUUUUUCCAGGACUCAGUUUACUCCACCCCAGGACUUGGUCAUGUGACACACUCUGUGACCUUCCAGAUCAUCAGUGAAGCCUUUUCAGCCACUCUCCAGAGCCCAGCGCCCCUGAAGCGCUGGCUGCUGAGUGAGCACAUUCGCCACCAGCUCCAGCCCAUGUAUCAGGAGGCCUUCCCCAACUUCAAGGGCGUUGGUGUCCUGGUGUUUGGACCCGGCUCUGCAACUGUGAAUGCCUCUCUUGUGUUCGGGGGCCAGCCUGGCCCCUCUGCCCGCAACAUCCUCUGGAUUCUGUACCGCAAAGUGAAGGCCUCCAGGUGGAUGCUGGGGAGCCUGACCCUGGCUGAGAACAGCCUCGCCUCUGACGGGUCCAGCCUGACCGACCUGGCCCUGGAGACCAUCAGAAUCUGCUUCACAUCCAUGAGACCCUUCCUGCCCCAGACCUUCCUACCUGGUUCUGAGCCCUUUGUCUUACUGGAAAAGCAGAUCCUUCAGUUGGUCACACCUCUGGUGUCAGAAUUCUAUAAGAUGCAUCCCCAAGAAGGACCCCUGAUUCUCUUCAGCAAUGUGAACCAGUGGGUGAGUGUUUACAUGGAAUACAAAUUCCACAACCCCAUCCCUACCCACCUCCGAGGCCUGGCUGACUACCUGGCUCACAGCAUUAGGGAGUCCACCCUCCAGAAAUCCAGCAUCACGGCCAACGGGGAGAAGGCUGACCUGGCGCUGUACGAGAUGUGGCUCCUGAUACCAGGUCAACCCUUCACCAAGGCCUUGGAGGACAAAACCAGCCCUGAUUUCCAGGAGCAUCAGCAGCAGCUGACAACAUUGCUGACCAUGGUCCUCAGGCCUCUGCAGAAUUUUGCCCAAGUGGUGGUGGAGGAGGUCUGGCCGGAACCACUGACCGCCAAAGUGGGUGCCACCUUCUUUGGGGCCAUGCCAGCAAAGGCCCUCAUUCAGGAACGUGUGCGCCAGGCGUUGUCCUUUCUGCGGGAGGCUGAGGGCCUCUGGGUAGAGAUGUUCAUCCCAGAACUCAGUACCCCUAGCUCCUCAGCUUCUAGUCAGCCUGGCGCCCAUGUCCCCAGCUACGCGUUUCUCAACUUGAACCUCCUGCUUGCCACGCUCAUCCUUGUCCUGGGCCAGGCUCCUGCCAGGCCCCCAAGCCAGAAGGGUGUUGGGAAGGACCUUAAGCUAGACUACACGGCCAUCUUGAGCCAGGACCUGAGCUCUACAUGGCUACGGCAGCUGACACGAGGCAACCUUCCCCCUGACUCUUGGGAUAUCAAUUCUGGCCUAGAAGCCACGUUAGGUACCUUGGUCCCAGGACUGGAGCUGGACCCCCCUGAGAGGAAGGAGACACAGUUGGGCUGGGACACAGACCUCCCAGACAUCAGUGGGGCUUGGGGUCUGGCAGCUACGGAGAACACAGAGGGGCCCUAG